CUCCGAGACAGACGUGUGUGCUCCUUCCUCUAAAGUCGGGCUAUUCCCAAAGUGAAAUAUAGAAACUCCACAGUGGCGAUCCUGCCAUUUGAACAAAUCGUUUUUUUUUCUUGGACCAAAUUUUAAAGGAUAAACGCGAUAAUAAAAAAAAGUAUAGUGAAGUGAACCCGCGUGUGAAGUGAGUGAAAAAAAAAGGUUUUUCUUCAAUCCGCUCCGUUCAAAGUAAUUAAAGGAUAAAUGGAUCCAGGAAAGUAUGUACGUUUAGCUCCUUCGAACGAAGAAGGUGAUAGUGAAGUGGUCGAGCAAAACCGAAGUGACACAGAAUCCUGCGAAAGUGACGUUGAGAUAAUAGAACCCGACGAACACCCAACAAAGCCGAAUGACUGCCUACCUAAUGUAGGACAUGACAGAGUUGCGGUGCUUGAGAAAGCAGUGGUUGACUUGGCUCAACUUCUACUUGAUAAACCUUGGGAUAAAUCAAAUACUACGCGAGAUGCCAAUGACGAAGCAAAUACUUCAUGGGGUGGACUUACAGGUCACAUGAUGUCAUCAGAUCAAGCAUCCACAAUUCGACUAGAAGGCAUUCCAUCGUUUCCAAAGGACAUUCCGGCAAGUGGAAUGUGGGAAGCGUUCGACAACUUUAUUGAAAAGUUCGAGAUUGCCAUCACAUUGAAUAACAUAACGGACCCAACACGACAGGCAAAAAUCUUGUACCUCGUAAUAGGUGAUAAUCUACAAACAAUAGUGCGUGCGGCCGGGUUACGUCCGAGCCUUGGAGAACCAGACUGCUAUCGUAAGAUGGUAAAGAACAUCUCUGAAUACUUCCACAGUAUGACGGACACGGCUGCCGAGCACGAGGCGUUCACCAAGAUGAAACAAGCGAAUGGUGAAUCCACUAUGGCGUUUCAUGCUCGUUUAAUGUCGAAAGUUCAACUAUGUCGAUACAGCUCCACGGACCAGGCUCGAUUCGUCCGAACUCAACUAUUCAACGGUAUGACGGAUCAGAAAUUGGCGGACCAAGCAAGAACAUUUGGGUUGGAAGCGGCUUACAUCGUUCAAGCAGCGACAAGGAAAGAGGCGUUUGCAGGAGAGAGAAAUACCAAUACCCUACCGGAAUCAGCUGUACAGCUUCUAAGCCAACCCGAGAAACCUGUGUUUCAGAGAAGCCUUCAGAAAGGCGUCAGGAAUUUUGGCAGAUACAACAACCAAUUUUCUGGAAACAACCAACGACGAUACACCGAACAACCUUCCCGCUAUCAAAACAGCCCUUAUAAGGAACGCAAUACCCCCGCUGGAAGACCCCUACUUGGAAAACGAGGACGUUGCUCGAGGUGCGAUCGACCAGCCCAUAAGGGACAGGAAUGUCCGGCACUUCACCAAAAUUGCCAUAAGUGUGGACGUCGUGGCCAUUUCGCGAUCACCUGCCGGCAACGAGAAACCAACGCAGUAGAGAAGGAAGUCCUGCCGAAGUCCGAAGAGGAGAAUAGUCAGGUAUGAGUCAUUUUUAAUCAUCUAUCAAUCAUAAAACAAUUAUACUUCAAACAGAAGAAAUUGAAUUUCACCAUAAAACGUUAUUAUUAUAUAUGGAUAUGUGAAAGAGCAAAUCUCCUUGAUGUUUUCAU
This is a messenger RNA of Armigeres subalbatus, 1622 nucleotides long. RefSeq lists its product as uncharacterized. The record is from RefSeq and is a predicted model, not a curated record. The coding region runs from base 238 to 1497 and encodes 419 amino acids. The transcript has 2 exons. NCBI's taxonomy places the organism in Eukaryota, Metazoa, Arthropoda, Insecta, Diptera, Culicidae. Gene Ontology annotation, molecular function: zinc ion binding; nucleic acid binding.